UUCACCCUCAUAGUAAAGUCCUGCCAUCACAUGGAGAUCACCCUUGCAUCGUUCACUUUAACUGAGGAAACAAUCGCACCUCAAUUCACUCUCCCUGGAUGAUACUUUUAACCGUCAACUCUCUUCUCUGCGGUUGCUUUUGCUCUCAACAAGACCUUGUGUAAACAAGAAGAAAAAGAGGAAAAAGCGGUUUUCGGAGGCACAUUGAACCAUAGUGAGGCUGUAUGCAGUGGCUUCAGCAGCAAUGUCAUCUCUACUUUCUCACAAUAAAGAGCAGCUCCGCAUCAGAAAGACCCUGUCUGACACUUCUCCAGCUUCAUCCCCUGCCAGCACAAAGAGCCUGAGGCACGAGAGACUGUCUAGAUUGGGCUCAACUGGGUCACAUGAUGUCUCCAACAACGCAUCAACAAACCACGCUGAGUCCUAUUUCUUACGAAGGGAGAACAGACUGUCUGCGAGGAAAAAGGCAGAGGAAGAGACCAUGAACAGUGACUAUAAAAAGAUGUAUGAAAAAGCGCUGGCCACCAAUCAAAGGCUCAAAUCCCGUUUGGAAACAAGCAAACAAGAGCUUGCAAUGAUUCAGGACCAGCUGCAGAGAGCACAGAAUGGAAGUGAUUGUAGCUCCAACGUGCUUGAGGCUGAAAAAAAGGAAAGUUGGAGCCUUAAAAAGAGGAUAUCUGAUAUGGAAGAACAGUUAAAGCUUUUCUGGCCUUUCUCCUCAGGUUAAAGCAGAUCUGAAGAUGGAGAACCAGAGACUGAAAGACGAAAAUGGGGCUUUGAUUCGUGUCAUCACUAAACUGUCCAAGUGAGACAGGAAGCAGGAGCAGGAGGGCAAAAGAGGAGGACACUACGAGCCACGUUAUAUCAAUAUCCACUGCCAAUUUAGAGCAGCACAAACAAACCUUUCUCUUUCUUUCAUGUUAAAAUAUCAGUUUGGAUUUCAUUUUAAGGAGUAUUGUUUUUUUUUUUAUCGUGUUGUUUUUAAGAAGUGUUGUGUACUCCUGUCCGGGUUGUCUCCAGUGAGUGAAGAUGAAUCUAGUUGGCUGGGCUUCAGUGGACGUCAUGGAAGACGUAACUAAGAGGCUCAAUAAAGUAAUGACUCCAGGGAAAAUGACCAAGCGAGCGAUCGAACAAGAAUAAAUCUCAAAGACAGUGACGUAACAACCUGACCUCCACACCGACAGGGAGAUGGCAGCUGUUCAUUUCCACUUUGUUGUGUCUUUUUAAAGUAAAAAUCCAUCUUCUGAAAAUAUUCCAGAGAUUUCAUAAAUGUUCAUUGUAGUUAUUGUUAAUGUGUUAAUUAAUAAUCUUGAAAUAAUAGCAGUGUAAAAGGAUGUGUGAAGACACAUCUUAGAGCUGUAAAUGAGCUGUUUUGUAACACAGUUGGACACAAAAACAUUCAUUCAUAAACUCUUUUUUAUGUACAUUCACAAAAUAAAUACAUAUUAUUAUUGUUAUUAUUAAAAUGAUUUAACUUUGUCUUUU
Cololabis saira (Pacific saury) is the source of this 1485-nucleotide messenger RNA. Its product is annotated as protein phosphatase 1 regulatory subunit 12B-like. The transcript has 7 exons. Lineage: Eukaryota; Metazoa; Chordata; Actinopteri; Beloniformes; Belonidae. Gene Ontology annotation, molecular function: enzyme inhibitor activity; phosphatase regulator activity; protein kinase binding. Gene Ontology annotation, cellular component: cytoplasm. The record is from RefSeq and is a predicted model, not a curated record. Bases 245 to 727 code for a protein of 160 amino acids.